AUGAACCGUCAACAAGCUGAUCCCGGCUUUGUUCUUAAUUUCUUCACAGAAGAACUUAGGAGCGAUAAUGUACACCAUAGACUUUUUGCAGCAUCUAAUAUAAGUCUCGUUGCUGCUGCUAUGGGCCCAGAGCACGCAAGAACUGAACUCAUGCAAUUUCUCCUUUCAGCCAAUCAGUUGGACGGUGAAGUUCAAAUGAGCUUAGCUCAGUGCCUUGGUUCUCUUGUUAAAUAUGUCGGCGGACCAGAAUAUGCAAAUGUUCUUCUUGGCCCACUUAAAGUUUUAGCAUCUGCUGAAGAAUCUGUUGUUAGAGAUAAGGCUAUUGAGUCAAUGAACAUCGUCUGCAACAGUAUCCCAGCAGCACAAGCCGAUGUUUCUUUAAUGCAGACUGCACGCGAUUUAUCCACAGCUGAAUUCUUCACAUCCCGCUCAUCCGCCUGCGCUUUCAUUGUUGCAAUUUACGAAAAGGUUAACGAAGCAAACAAGAGCAAUCUUCGUCAAAUUUACAAAUCUCUCGUCAAAGAUGAAACACCAAUGGUACGUCGUAGUGCUCUUAAAAAUCUUCCAAAGCUUUGCGAGGCACUCCCAGCCAAUAUUAUCAUUUCUGACAUUGCCAAGGAUAUUUUAAUGAGUUCCGCAAAUGAUGACGAAGAUUCCGUACGUCUUCUUCUUCCACCAUCCCUCUCUAUCAUUUCCGAAAAAUUGAACGAUCAGGAUAGAAUUAAUCUUAUUAUUGCUUUAUCUAAGAACCUCGUCAAGGAUGGAAGCUGGCGUGUUAGAUCCGCAUUCGCCAAGGAAUUCCCUGCUAUCGCUAAGCCAUUCAGCGUUGAAGUUCUUACUACAGAAUUAUGUCCAUUAUUAUUCCGUCUCCUUCGUGAUCCGGAAGCUGAAACAAAGACAGCCGCCUGCCAGACAGUAUCCGGAAUUUUACCAUACAUCGCUAAGGAGCAGACAUUUGUUGCAGAAAAAUUAAUCCCAGAACUUAAGCCACUUACAAACGAUGGCGCUCCACAGGUCCGCCGUGAAGUUGCUCUCCACCUCAUGGAGCUCGCACCGAUCAUCGGAAAUCACAACACCAGCCUUUCUAUCAUCCCAUUAUUCCUUCAAAUUCUUAUUGAUACAGAUAACGAAGCAUCAGUCGCUCUCCUCAACAGCUUGCUUACCCACGUUGAUGAAGUCGAUCUUGCUUCAAUUACACCAGCAAUUCUCCCAACAAUUCUCGAAAUUGCAGGUGAUACCCACUGGCGUGUCAAAGUUGUCAUCAUCCAGCUUAUCCCACACUUCGCAAAGGUCCUCGGCGUUGAAGAAUUCGGCAAACAAGUUUUCCAAUUAGUCCAAACUUGGCUUUCCGACCUCUUCUUCUCCGUCAGAGAUGAAAUGACCAAACAACUCGGCCCACUUGUUACAGUCUUAGGCCAGGACUGGUGCACACAAACACUUACCCCUGUCAUUCUUGCUCUCAAACUCGAUAAGAACUACUUGAUCAGACAGGUCACCCUCCUUUCCGUCAUGCAACUCAAGAACUCUCUUCAGCCUGCUGUGUUCGUCAAACAAUUCCUUCCAACAGUUCUUUACAUGGCUACAGAUAGAGUCGCCAACGUAAGAGUACUCGUUUCUAAGGCUCUCCUCUUGUUCAUUGGUAUUGGUGAACAAAAGGUUCAGCAGCAAUUACAGACAAUCCUUAAGCAACUUUCAAAUGAUAACGACUCUGAUGUCAAAUACUUCGCCUGCAUGGCCCUCCUCAAGUGCCAGUAA
This is a messenger RNA of Trichomonas vaginalis G3, 1755 nucleotides long. RefSeq names its product meiotic spindle elongation. Gene Ontology annotation, cellular component: protein phosphatase type 2A complex; cytoplasm. Gene Ontology annotation, biological process: protein dephosphorylation. The coding region runs from base 1 to 1755 and encodes 584 amino acids. The record is from RefSeq and is a predicted model, not a curated record. Gene Ontology annotation, molecular function: protein phosphatase regulator activity. The transcript has a single exon. NCBI's taxonomy places the organism in Eukaryota, Parabasalia, Trichomonadida, Trichomonadidae.